Molecule: messenger RNA, 1005 nt
Organism: Penicillium paradoxum
Lineage: Eukaryota; Fungi; Ascomycota; Eurotiomycetes; Eurotiales; Aspergillaceae
Gene: cwc26
Product: putative cell cycle control protein (Cwf26)
Exons: 1
Coding region: 1-1005 (334 amino acids)
Biological process (GO): mRNA splicing, via spliceosome
Cellular component (GO): RES complex; U2-type spliceosomal complex
Molecular function (GO): RNA binding
Source: RefSeq, a predicted model, not a curated record
AUGCCUGGUUCACUCGCCGAUUACCUAGCAAAGAACUACCUUACUGCAGACCCGGCAACUGAGCGGCCCAAAAAAAAGCGCAAGAAGACCAAAGCCGUCGAUACUGCAGGCUCCGGCCUCAUCAUUGCCGACGAUGACCCACCAGACAUUCGCGCCUCACUAGGAAACCAAGCACAAGAUGAUGAGGACAGACCAUAUUUUGAGACAACCGCCAACACGGCAGAGUUCCGCCGGGCGAAGAAGUCAAGCUGGAAGACGAUCGGAGGGCCCGCACCCGGAAAUGAACAGGAAGCCGCCGACGCCAUCCUCGCCGAUGCGGCAGCAGAACGAGCCGCCCAACAAGGUGCAGACGACGAUGAUGCACCGAUGAUAGAAGACGAAGAUGACGGCGUGGGCCGCAUGGAGUCUGGAGCACGAGGCGGCCUCCAAACAGCCGCUCAGACUGCAGCGAUGGUCAAAGCCCAAGAAAAGCGGCGCAAAGCAGAAGAAGCACUGUACCGAAAUCCUUCAGCAACGAGUGAACAAGCCCAAGAAACGAUUUAUCGAGACGCCUCCGGCCGAAUCAUCAAUGUGGCUAUGAAACGCGCGGAAGCCCGGCGCGCGGAAGAAGAAAAGCGCGAGAAAGAGGAAAAGGCGCGCGAGGCGCUGAUGGGCGAUGUACAGCGACAGCAGCGUGAGGAGCGUCGGAAGGAGCUACAAGAUAUUAAGGCCAUGCCCAUCGCACGGACGGUCGAAGAUGAGGAAAUGAAUGAGGAAAUGAUGGCCCGCGAUCGGUGGAAUGAUCCCGCUGCAGAGUUCCUCACAACCCGCCGUGAUGCGGGAUCCAGUGCCACAGGGCGGCCGCUAUACCGUGGUGCAUUCCAACCUAAUCGAUAUGGGAUUCGACCGGGGCAUCGGUGGGAUGGGGUGGAUCGCGCGAAUGGUUUCGAGAAGGAUUGGUUUGCGGCACGGAAUAAGAAGAGUCGGUUCCAGGCUUUGGAAUAUCAGUGGCAGAUGGACGAGUAG